GCUACCGUAAAGCAGCAGUAGUAGAAGAAGAGAGCUACCGUAAAGUAGUAGAAGAAGAAGAGCGGCUUUGUGAGAAGCUAGCGAACUUGCUAACGUUAGGACUUGUCCGCGACCCUCAGAGUCUGUAAACCGAUCCAAAUUGAUUUACACACCGAAGACAUUUGGGGUUUUUGAACUAUGUGGCCACAGAAUCCAGGGCGUCAAAGUGCAACCUAAGGAUUUCGAACGGCAAUUUAAAGACGGCGAUUAGUGAGCAAACCAAACUUUUACCCGCAUUUGAGACGCACGAAGACAGAAGAGAGCAAACCACUUUUGAAUCGAGUCAUGUCUCGCCGGAGGAGCCUCAGCCCGUCACCGGGGCGCUUUUCACGCUCCUGCAGCAGUAAUGAUCCCAGAGAUCUGGAGAGAAGGAUUUUUGUUGGGAAUUUGCCGACCUCCGACAUGGAAAAGAAGGAUUUGGAAGAGCUGUUCAGCCCUUAUGGGAAGAUAACCGGCGUGUCCAUGUUUCGUGGGUUCGGAUUUGUACAAUUUGAACGUGUUGAGGAAGCGGAAGCUGCAAAGGCUGCCCAAAAGGGUCGAAUAUAUAAAAGUUAUAAAAUAGAUGUAAAUAUGGCAGUGGAGCGACGGCAAGCUAAACCUCAAUCCCAGCAGAGCCCUCCACGAAGGGCCUCGUACGGCACCUACGGGGACGGCAAGGAGGCCCGGCCCCGCUCGCGCUCCCCCGCGUAUCCCCGAGAGUCCCGGGAGGGCCGCGACGGGAGGGACUCUGCUCGAGAGUCCAGGCCGAGGGGACACUCUCGGGACCACGACUACCGCUACCGGGGCUCAGAGGCCCGGGACAAAGACCCCCGGGAUGCGGCGUACAGCAAGGAGGACUACGACCGCUUCAUGCGCAGUAGCGGCACUGCGGAGGACUACUACCGGAGGAAGGACGAGGCCUACAGGGACCCGUACAGAGACCCGUACCGAGACCCGUGGAACGGACGCCGUGAGCCGGACGCCGCCUCGGGCCUCGCUUCGGGAGUAGACGAUCGCGCCCGGCCGGAGGAGCGGCGGCGCAAUGAGCUGUACCGCCAGUACUACGAGGAGCUGCAGCGGCGCUACGACAGCGAGCGGCCCGUCGACUGCUCGGUGAUCGUCGUCAACAAGGCGCAGAAUAGGGAGUAUGCUGAGACGGUGGGGCGGAAGGUGCGUGAUCUGGGCAUGGUGGUGGACCUGAUCUUCCUCAACACGGAGGUGUCGCUCACUCAGGCGCUGGAGGACGUGGGCCGAGCCCGCACCCCCUUCGCCAUCAUCAUUACCCAGCAGCACCAGGUGCACCGGUCCUGCACUGUCAACAUCUUGUUUGGCACACCGCAAGAGCAUCGCAACAUGCCGAUGCAGGACGCCAUGAUGCUGGUUGCCCACAACUAUGACACCUACAAGGUUGAAAACCGGGAGAAAGAACGCAAGGAGAUCGCCCGAAAGGCGGCCAAGAUGGCGGACGACGUGCUGCUCAGGGAGCCCGACCGAGAGAGCCACCCGGUGUCCGUGCUCACCUCCAUCACGCUGCUGUCUGAAAACAGAUUUGUAACGCCAGACGAAAUGGAUGGUCUCAUCGCCUACCUGAAGGACAAACGAGCUCGACUGCUACGAAGCGCCGCAGAGCCGCUCACGGCCGGAGUCCACGCUGCUCACGUCGCUCCGGCGGCGAUGCACCACGACGCCGCGCCCUCGGCCACGGGACCGCCCCCUGCGUCCCACCCUGCUCUCGCCCCGCCCCAGUCCAGCCACCUCGGCCUGUCGGCGGCCCCGAGCGCGGCGGCGGCGUCCAACCCGAGCCACCAGCAGGAGCUGCAGGCCAAGAUCCUCAGCCUGUUCAACAGCGGCAGCGGCGUGGCGGCGGGCGCCGGAGGCCUGCCCCCCCCCGUGUCCCAGUCGAAGCCCUACAGCUCCCUCGGCCCCGCCCCUUCCCAGAUGCCGCCCCGCCCGACCAUGAUGGGCCCCUCCGCCGGGGGGCUCCAGGGUUACGGCGCCCCGGCUGGACCCAUCAACUUUGACAACCCGAGUGUACAGAAAGCGCUGGACACCCUCAUCCAGAGCGGGCCGUCCCUCAACCACCUGGUGAGCCCCGUCGGCGCCCAGCAGCCCCCCCCCGGCAUGGGCCAGGCCCCGCCCAUGUCCAUGUACCCCCGACAUUACUGAUGUUGUAGCCAUUAGCCUCCCCUAAUGUGACCCCCCCCCCCCCCCCCCCGACACAAGUAGACUCCACAACAGUCUGUGCAGUGAAUUUCCCGGCUGUGUAAUAUAAGUAGGUUGGAUGUUUUGUAAGAGCUUUUAAUCUUUUUUAUUUGACAGUAGUGUUCAUUUGGUUCCAUUUGUUCAAAUGAUUCCUUUCUUCUUCUUAGACAUGAGGUGAACUG
Messenger RNA from Pungitius pungitius (ninespine stickleback), 2402 nucleotides. RefSeq names its product nuclear receptor coactivator 5 (gene ncoa5). The record is from RefSeq and is a predicted model, not a curated record. Lineage: Eukaryota; Metazoa; Chordata; Actinopteri; Perciformes; Gasterosteidae. Gene Ontology annotation, biological process: regulation of signal transduction. The coding region runs from base 325 to 2184 and encodes 619 amino acids. Gene Ontology annotation, molecular function: RNA binding. The transcript has 12 exons. Gene Ontology annotation, cellular component: nucleoplasm.